Messenger RNA from Syzygium oleosum, 1530 nucleotides. RefSeq lists its product as uncharacterized. The record is from RefSeq and is a predicted model, not a curated record. Gene Ontology annotation, biological process: mRNA splice site recognition. The transcript is spliced from 7 exons. Gene Ontology annotation, cellular component: U2-type prespliceosome; U1 snRNP. The coding region runs from base 112 to 1191 and encodes 359 amino acids. Gene Ontology annotation, molecular function: mRNA binding. NCBI's taxonomy places the organism in Eukaryota, Viridiplantae, Streptophyta, Magnoliopsida, Myrtales, Myrtaceae.
GAAACGCCACUCCAUAGCCACACCGUCGCAGUCCAGCGCUUUUCUAUUCUCCUCCUCCUCCUCCUCCUCCUCUUCUUCUUCCUCCUCCGGUCCGUCGCAAUUCCCCCGACGAUGGACGCGCAGCGAGCCUUGCUGGACGAGCUCAUGGGCUCAGCUCGGAAUUUGACUGAGGAAGAGAGGAGGGGUUACCGGGAGAUCAAGUGGGACGAUAAGGAGGUUUGUGCGUUUUACAUGGUGCGGUUCUGCCCUCAUGAUCUCUUCGUCAACACUCGAAGCGACCUCGGACCAUGCCCGAGAAUUCAUGAUUUGAAGUUGAAAGAGAGCUUUGAGAAGUCUCCUAGACACGACACCUUUGUCGCCAAGUUUGAAGCAGAACUUUGCCAGUUCUGUGAGAAAUUGGUUUCUGAUUUAGAUAGAAGAGUUAGACGUGGGCGGGAACGCCUUGCUCAGGAGGUUGAACCUGCCCCCCCUGCUGCGCUGUCGGCUGAAAAAUCUGAACAACUAUCUGUGCUGGAGGAGAAAAUUAAGAACCUGCUUGAACAAGUAGAAUCCCUUGGUGAAGCUGGAAAAGUUGAUGAAGCUGAAGCACUCAUGAGAAAGGUGGAGUUGCUUAAUGCUGAAAAGACAUCCUUGACGCAGCAACCUCAGAAUGAGAAGCUAUUGAUGCUUACGCAGGAGAAAAAGAUGGCUCUUUGUGAGAUAUGUGGUUCUUUCCUAGUGGCAAAUGAUGCAGCUGAAAGGAUUCAAUCUCAUGUCACAGGGAAACAGCAUGUGGGUUAUGGUAUGGUUCGGGAUUUCAUCACAGAGUAUAAGACUGCUAAGGAGAAGAAGAGGGAAGAGGAAAGGCUGGCUAGGGAGAAAGAAGCUGAAGAGAGGAAGAAGCAAAGGGAAAAGGAGCACGAGAGUAGAAGAAGUGGAUCGAGAGAUGGGGAUAGAUAUCGUGAUCAGGAGCGGGACAGGGAUCGGGGCAGAGACAGAGAGAGGGAACGGGAUCGCUACCGGGAACGUGGUCGAGAUCGCGAGAGGUCACGAGAGAGGAAUGGUAGAGGUAGUUAUGAUGGAGGUAGAGGAAUGGAUUGGAGAUCCAGAAAAGGUAGAGAUGGUGCCAGGGAUCGGUACCAAGACAGAAGUGGGUCUCGCUCCCCUGUCAGGCAUGGUUACAGGGGUUCAUCUAGAAGUCCCGAUCACUGAAAUUUGGAAUAUAUAGCUGAAUGAAGCUCUAAACUUAUUAAGGUAGAUUUUUAUCUCAGAGAGUAUCACCCUUGCUUAACUCUCCAGUGAUUUCUUGCGGUGUGUAAAACUCCUUUUUCCUAUAUCACAGCUUUGUUGAGAGUAUUACGAUCUCCCUCUGAUCAGUGUAGUUAAAGGAGAACAGGGUUGAGGUAGGUAGCGUUUUGUUGUUGUAACUCCCAUUAUUCUGUUUUUAGACUUUUGUUUGAACCAGAUUUCUUUCUUCUGAUUACCUCUGAAAGGUUGAUUCAGAGUACCUGCCCUUUCCUUCUAAUUAAAGCAAUUGACUGGUUGGGGUUA